AUGGGAUAUCCUCAGGCUAAUGGACAAGCCGAAAAUUUCAAUCGCACGCUCCUCCAUGACUUGAAAGCCAGACUGCAUCAAGUCGGGAUAUCCUGGGUAGAAGAACUCCCCAGUGUGUUGUGGUUCUAUCGAACCAUCCCGAGGUCUGCUACACAAGAAAUCCCGUUUUUCCUAAUUUAUGGGUCCGAAGCAGUGGUCCCUGCCGAAUUCAUCACUUCAAACCCUCGCGUAGCAACCUUUGCCGCCGAGGUUAAUGAAAAAGAAAGAAAAGUGGACCUCGAUCUUGCCAAGGAGAAGAGAGACAUCGCAGCAGCUAAAGUGGCAGUGUAUAAAAUUAUCCUGACUAGCUAUUAUAACGUACGAGUUAGGCAUCUUCGUUUCAAUCCGGGAGAUUUAGUUCUGCGAAAGAAUUCGGUUAGCCGAACUGAAUCUCAAGAAAAAUUAGCUCCCAAAUGGGAAGGGCCGUAUCGUGUCAUUGAAUCUAGCCGAAAUGGUUAUUAUAAACUAGCCUACUGUGAUGGCUCUUUAGUGCCCCGAACUUGGCUUGCGGAGAUUUUCAAAUUCUAUCAUCCAUGA
Coffea eugenioides is the source of this 576-nucleotide messenger RNA. RefSeq lists its product as uncharacterized. Bases 1 to 576 code for a protein of 191 amino acids. The record is from RefSeq and is a predicted model, not a curated record. NCBI's taxonomy places the organism in Eukaryota, Viridiplantae, Streptophyta, Magnoliopsida, Gentianales, Rubiaceae. The transcript has a single exon. Gene Ontology annotation, molecular function: nucleic acid binding.